UACGUGGGACUGGUGGGGGUAAUGGGGCCAUGUGGGUGCUAUGGGGCCCUGCGGGGCACCUCUGGGCACUACAGGGGUUGUGGGGUCUGCAGGUGCCGGGGGCCGCGCGGUGCCAGCCGGGUGUUGGGGUUGGAGCUGCACCCCGAAGGCCGAGAGCUCUUCGUCGCCUUCUCAGGGUGCAUCGUGCGACUGCCCCUGAGCCGCUGCACCCGGCACGGGCAGUGCCGCCGGAGCUGCCUGGCGGCGCGGGACCCCUACUGCGUCUGGCUGCCCCCCGGGGGCUGCGUCCCCUUCUCUGAGGACCUCCCGGACGGCUUUGAGCAGGACGUGGAGGGGUCCAGCGGGCUGACGGGGACCUGCCCAGGUGAGGGGACACUGGGGGACAUCUGGGGAUGUGGGGUCAUGGGGGGAUGCAGAUGGCAUCAAGGGGGGCAGCUGGGGACAUGGGGGACAG
Meleagris gallopavo (turkey) is the source of this 454-nucleotide messenger RNA. The record is from RefSeq and is a predicted model, not a curated record. Lineage: Eukaryota; Metazoa; Chordata; Aves; Galliformes; Phasianidae.